AUGCCUCUUCUCGAGUGGGCCAUGGCUAGGACAUGGUUGCUGCUUUUCCUGGCUCUCAGGGGUCAGACUCUGCCCACAGGCAUGGCUGCCAUCCCCUUUCCUUCUCUGGCUCCACCCAUCACACUGCUGGUGGAUGGGAGGCAGCAGAUGCUGGUGGUCUGCCUGGUCCUUGAUGCAGCACCCCCUGGCCUGGACAGCCCCAUCUGGUUCUCAGCCGGCAAUGGCAGUGCACUCGACGCCUUCACCUAUGGGCCCUCCCCAGCACCGGACGGCAGCUGGACUAGCCUGGCCCAGCUUUCCUUGACCUCUGAAGAACUGGAAGCCUGGGAGUCCUUGGUCUGCCACGCCAGGCCUGGGGCUGGGAGCCAGAGCCGGAGCACACUCCCCCUCCAGCUGUCAGGAGAAGCUUCCACAGCCAGGACCUGCUCUCACGAACCUCUUAGGGGGACACUGGGUCAGUUCCUGCGGCUGAGUGCGCUGCGACUGCUUCUCUUCAAGCUGCUUCUGUCCGACGUGCUUCUGACCUGCAGCCGCCUCUGUGUGCUGGCUGGCCAGCACCCACUGCCGCCACCCCCACGCGGGUCCCUACGUCCCACCCACCGAAUUUGGACAUCGUAAUGAGAGACACAAGCUUUGGUCUUAUCCAACCCUCUGAGGUUCUUUGCUGAGCCACGUCAAGAUGGCGACGCUGGACACUCCUGCCGCCUGCAGCGGGGACACAAACCCUAGCUUCGAGGAGGCCGGCUGGGCCUGCAGCUCAGGACUGCCCACUUUGUUUCCUUACUCAAGUUGUGGAACUUUUUUUUUCCUGUAUGUGGUCGGCCUCUUCCUGUAAAUGGGGCUUUCUGGGACUGGGCUCUGCCUCCCUCACAGCCUGAGGUUCUGGGAGGAAAAGGACUGUGUCUCUCCCAUCAGCAGGGUAGGAAGGUGAGCAUGUGCCCCGGUGUGUGUAAUCAGGCACAAUACAGAA
Molecule: messenger RNA, 970 nt
Organism: Peromyscus californicus insignis
Lineage: Eukaryota; Metazoa; Chordata; Mammalia; Rodentia; Cricetidae
Gene: Ptcra
Product: pre T cell antigen receptor alpha
Exons: 4
Coding region: 1-618 (205 amino acids)
Biological process (GO): negative regulation of thymocyte apoptotic process
Source: RefSeq, a predicted model, not a curated record